CAAUCCAGGAAGAAAAAUAGCAUCGUGUACCGUUGGCUUUAAGGUUGAAUCAGGUUGAAUCCUGAAAGGCUCUUGUAAGCAAUUCAGUAGAAAGAAUAGUAUCGUCUGCCGUUGGCUUUAAAUCCUGAUUGGCUCUCGUAAGUAAUCCAGUAGGAAAAACAGUAUCGUGUAUACCGUUGGCUUUAAGCCAAAAUGCAGAGUUUUCGAUCAGGUGUCUCAAAGCUGUAUCCUGAUUGGCUCUCGUAAGUAAUCCAGUGGGAAAAAUAGUAUCGUGUGUGCCGUUGGCUUUACUGCCCAACCCUACUGAUAUUUCGUACUAGGAACCUAUCUCAUGAGAUAGAGGCCUUUCCUCUAUGAAUAACACGGCACGUGUUGUCCUUUUCUUAGACGUCUUCCUUCGAGCGCGAUAUACUUCCUUGAGUACGUAUUUACAUUCCGUUUGCCGUGUACGUGUAGAUAGCGAGGCACGAACUAUAUGACAAACAUUUUCAGCUUAUUGGUUUCACUCCGUGCGAUUACGCCCGUCCGAUCGUCAUUCGCGAUAAUACGCUCACUUAUACUUUUAACUACAUUGUUCUCAUUGUUGAUAAUAUUCAUUUCGCCACGUUUCAAACCGAAACAAUUAUGUGUUUGUUUCAAUUAUAAAACGCGUUCGCUCCGUCGCGUACAAACGCACGACGUGCGUGCGAACGGAAGAGUAAGUUUUUCGACGAAGCGCGAAGUAAUUUUCAUUGAAAAUACAUAUUUUAUAUUUAAACGCGUUCGGAAACAUAGGUCUGUUAAGCCGACGGCACUAUUUUUCCUACUGGAUAGCUUGCAAGAGCCGAUUAGGAUUUAGCCUUGAGUCACCUGUCUCUAGUAGCACAAUGCAUUGGCUAAACGUUGGCUAAACAUUGCAUCCUUAGUGAACACCGAGCAUCAGUUACAUUGCACUUGCGUUGCAAUUUCUCACUCAACGAUAUAAACACAAUAUAACAGAUGUGUUGUAUUAUACAUAUUUACAAUACAUUGUUGAGCGAGAAAUUGUAACAUAAAUGCAAUGUAUUGAUACUCGGUGUUUACCGAGUAUUGGCUUACAACAAGUCCAGUAGGAAAAGUAGUAACGUGUGCGGUUGGUUUCAGUUAUCUCUUCGUCUCGCAAUAUUUAAUUCAUCGAUUCUGAGGGAACAUAUCUGCCGAAGACGUCGCGCUGGAAUUUUUGUCCACGCGACAGUCGAUAAAGCGGGAAACCCCGCCGCGUAUUUUCUUACCGACCGCGGUUUACCGCGCUCGCUGUUGUUCGUGGCGCCCCUCGCGAGGAGACUCGAAACCGCCUGGACCAAGAACGGUUUCGCGCCAUUCGGCGGAUCUAACGACGUAUGUAGUUACGUACGCGCGAAGCCGUCGCGAUAAAUUUCCGGAUUUACGCGUAGUCGACCCGCCGCCUCGUCUAUUCACCGUGGAUUUGUAUCCGGAUUGGAACGAGGUACGCUAUUCCCUGGGGGGAUACGGGGAUUUCCUCCUCGCGCGCAGAUAAAUCGCGAGCUUCCCUCUACGAAACCCGGCACCUUCGGCAAAGCCAGUUUCUCCGAGUCCGCUCGAUCUCGGCUAUUCGAUCGUCACUCUCGACAGAAACCUUUUUCACUCUACCUUGCAAGAAAGGCGCGCGACGUCAGCGUAGACGAAUACGCAUAGAUUAUUUGGGAAAUGUCGCUUUCACAGGUUACGCGCGCAUAACUUGGCGGACUUGUGCCGUUCGUCACGGUAGGAUUUCGGCGAAAGCGCGACGGUGUCAUGGCGGCCUCGCGCCGAAGGUGGAAUCGUAAAGUUUCGACGAUAUGGUUACACGCGCAUAACUUGGCGAAAUUGUGCCGUUCGUCGUGGCGGGAUUUCGGCGAAAUCCCGAUGGCGUCGAGGCGUUCUCGCGCCAAAGGUGAAGUCGUAAAGCUCGACGCUUUUGACGACGCGGUUACACGCGUACGGCCUGGCGGAAUUGUGCCUUUCGUCGCGGCGGGAUUUCGGCGAAAUCCCGGUGACGUCACGGUGGUCUCGCGCCGAAGGUGGAAUCGUACAGUUUCGACGAUGCGAUUACACGCGCAUAACUUGGCGGAACUGUGCCGUUUGCUGCGGUGGGAUUUCGGCGAAAUCCCGGUGGCGUCAAGGCGGUCUCGCGCCGAAGGUGAACUCGUAAAGUUCUACACCUUUUACGAUACGGUUACACGCGUACGACCUGGCGGAAUCCUGCCGUUCGUCGUGGCGGGAUUUCGGCGAAAUCCUGCUCGCGUCACGGCGGUCUCGCGCCGACGGUGGAAUCGUACAGUUUCGACGAUGCGGUUACACGCGCAUAACUUGGCGAAAUUGUGCUGUUCGUCGUGGCGGGACUUCGGCGAAAUCCCGAUGGUGUCAGGGCGUUCUCGUACCGAAGAUGAAAUCGUAAAGUUCGACGCUUUUGACGACGCGGUUACACGCGUACGACCUGGCGGAAUCCUGCCGUUCGUCGAGGCGAGAUUUCGGCGAAAUCCCAGUGACGUCAUAGUCUCACGCCGAAGGUGGAAUCGUACAGUUUCGACGAUGCAGUUACACGCGCAUAACUUGGCGGAGUUGUGCCGGUCGUCGUGGCGGAAUUUCGGCAAAAUCCCGAUGGCGUCACGGCGGUGUCGAAGGUGAAAUCGUGAAGUAUCGACGAUGUGGUGAGUGGUUCAUUAAAAGUGUUAGAUAAUUGAGGCUAAUGUGAUAAAGUGUUCCUCUUUAUCUCCGAUUCAUAUCUUGAAGUUUGUUCACUUUAUGACAUUAUCUCGUAAUUACGUUUUUUGAAUGAAAGAAAAGUGUGAAAAGUGUCUCUCGCAGUGGUUUAUGUAAGGUUUAUAUUUUUCUUAAACGUAUAUAAAAACGUUUUCAGAUAUGACGACAAUAAUAUCAUAUAAUUAAUACAUUAAUUUUAAUCGACCCUAGUAACACGUGGCGGUUCAAAUUUAAAUCAAUAUCUAAAGAAAUUUUCAUUUUUCAUUUUGCCCCCGACAGUUUGUGGUUAAAGCACAUCUAAAAUAUAAAAAUUUGUAGCCAAUAUAAAUAUGAAAUUAUUGUAAAUGUAAGCAAUUUUGAAUAGUAGUAUCGCACCUAUUACUUACAUUACUCCUCAGACCUUUUUGAUGAUUCGAUCAAAUCCGUUACAAAUUCCAUGUCUUUCGUGUCUCGGAAUAUUGCGGAAUUUAAUUUAACGUGUUGCCCUUUGUACCGUUUUUGCACCCUCCUCUUUCCCGUCCACCCCGCACGAUGUAAACUCAUAUAAAAGUCAAUCUCUGGCAGUCGUUGUCUCAUAGCGAUCGACGGGCGCUAUGAUCUGCAUGCCUUUGAUCCGGCUGAAUGAUUUUUCGGCCCUCCGAUGCACCCGUACCAAGUUCUCUUACUUUAUCGGAUUCCUUUAAGUUCGUUUGAAAGUUUACCCGUAAUAAUCUUCGUCGUCUGCCUACAGACCUGUUUUGUAAGACGACGGCACUUUUUAAUCAGAUUUCGUAAUUCGCAAUAACUUUGCAUUAAAUCCUCUGCUGCCACGAUACUUUUAAUCACGUUGCAUUUUCAUCCCAAUUUCUUUUCACGUUCUCAUUAUUAUUUUAAAAAUACGUUCGCGUAUUUUCUAUCGCAUUUUAUAUUUUUAUCCGAUCUAACUUUGCGCUGCGCGUUUGACGGCCGCAGUCGCACCUUAUUUAUCGUACUCUGUAUAGCUCACGCGGAUCCCUAACUUCUAACUCGCUUGCGAAACGGACGACUUUUAGUUUUAAUCAUUUAGACGGAAAACACCCCGUCCGGAGGCGGGGGCGACGACAGGCCGAAAUCCUUUUCACCGUCGAUUAGAUUUGUCCUUAGUCGUGAUACGACGAACGGAGGAGGCGAAACGGGAAACGGCGCCGAAAGAGAUUUGAUAUCAGCAGCUCAUGGAAGGAAAAGGCGCGGGGCUGAUGUGCGAACAACAAUGCUAUAACUUAUUUACGCAACUCUGAUUGGCUUAAGACACGGCGUCCUACCCUCGUUUGAUUUACGAGCACGUCUCGUCCGUCUCGUUGCUAGUCUCCGGCUAGUCUCUUUGGGGAUUUAUUCCACUACGACGAUAAUGAAAUUUGGCCUCGAUAACCAAAUUACACUUUUACCCGCGAGGUAUACACGGUAUCUGAAAUUUCGCACAACUAUUCGGCGCUAUUCCUUAAUAAAAAUUCCACGCGACAGCUGACAAUGAGUUAAACGUUUCACAAUCUUCUUGAAUUACAUUUAAAAAAUGUGCGAAUAGAUGAGAAAAUGUUAAAUCUCUUUCUUUAACCGUAAAUAAAUUAUUCUUCACUUCCAAAGUUUCUGAAUAAAUCUCGCUUUUAGAAUUUCAACUUAGGACAAGUCCCAUUUAUGUACAAUACAUAUUUAGAGGUAUGAAAAAAAAUUGGUCGUGCCAGUUGAAUUUUUGCCGGAAAAAAUUUCGCUUCAAGUUGUUCUCGUAUAUAUGAUACACGAAAAGAAGCGUACGGUGAAACUGGGAUACCCAGUACGUAGGAAAUAUAGUUCGGGAUGAGGGACAAAAGGAAUGAUAAAUUAUAAUCAUGACUUUGUCAGAUUUCCCGGGAGAAGUUAGCCGUAAAAAGUGAUUUUGCCGUCCUAC
This is a messenger RNA of Vollenhovia emeryi, 4621 nucleotides long. RefSeq lists its product as uncharacterized. The coding region runs from base 1774 to 2646 and encodes 290 amino acids. Lineage: Eukaryota; Metazoa; Arthropoda; Insecta; Hymenoptera; Formicidae. The transcript is spliced from 8 exons. The record is from RefSeq and is a predicted model, not a curated record.